Messenger RNA from Pimephales promelas (fathead minnow), 3511 nucleotides. It is a transcript of the gene usp2a, whose product is annotated as ubiquitin specific peptidase 2a. Gene Ontology annotation, biological process: protein deubiquitination. Gene Ontology annotation, molecular function: cysteine-type deubiquitinase activity. The record is from RefSeq and is a predicted model, not a curated record. NCBI's taxonomy places the organism in Eukaryota, Metazoa, Chordata, Actinopteri, Cypriniformes, Leuciscidae.
GGUGGCAUUGAGUUGACGUUCGAGAGCAGGACCCACCAAUCAGUUGAAAGAAAAGCUCGCCGACGUCACCGUUAAAGUGAGAGACCGUUUUUUGUCUGGAAGUCAAGAGCUUGUAAUAUUACAAGAACAGAAACAACUAAAAUGUCUCAGAUAUUAUUUGUACUGUCUUGAAGAGCAUCAGUGAACUAUCGUGUAUCGGUUGGAAGAGUUCAAAGUGGCUUGCGUGGAGGACUCACUUACUGUGGGCUUUCCCUUGAAGGAGCGAGGGGAGAGGAGGAUGGUCUCGCUCACUCCGGUUUGAGCAGUGAAUAAUGGAAUAAUGAACAGCCACCUCUGUUUUUCCGUCCGCUAGAACCGAGAACGGCUCUACUUACAAUUCCAUGCGGCCUGAAAUCGCUUCACCUCCGGCUGAGCUCCCAGCAUGUCUCGUGUCUCCUCUACGGCGAAGCGCUAUGCCGGCUCUUCUUAUACCAAUCACUACAGCUCAUAUGGCUCCUCCUUGACCCCGUCUCUGAGCUCCUACGAGAGGGACAAGCUGCCCUACAAGAGCUCCUCCUCAGGCUACUCCUCCAGCUACCUGAGCUCGAGCGCCAGCCGCUCCCGCAACUACAGCACAUCGUCCGAGCCGGACCGGGGUCGGCCUAUCCCUCGCACAGAUUUGCUGGCCGGCCGGCGCAGUGAGAGCCUGAGCCGCACGCCGGCAAAGGGCUAUGGCUCAGGCCUCAAUGGGGGCUCAGGAUACAGCAGCUACAGCUACUCUCCGGCCUCCACCAGCUACCUCUCCACCUCACCCGUGUCCUCCAGCAUCUCGCUCAGUCGCAGGAAGUCGGUGAGUCAGAGCGAUUUGACGCACGAUCUGUCAGCUCUGAGCCUCAGCGAGACCUCCAGCGGCAGUGGCCUGAAGCAGUCCUACCAGAGCCGAGGCACUGACGCGUCUGACUCCUACAGCAGCGCUCGCUCCAGCUAUGGCCUCUCGCGGAGCUCCACGCAGGAUGCUCUUGGCAGCAGCGGCCUGAAGAGCAGCAGCUAUCGCAGCUAUCGCUCCACGUCACCAGUCAGAGAGAACUCAAAGAGUGCCCAGGGUCUGGUGGGGCUUCGUAAUCUGGGAAAUACGUGUUUUAUGAACUCCAUCCUCCAGUGUCUUAGCAACACACAAAGCCUGCGAGACUAUUGUCUUCACAACUCCCACCGUCGAGACCUCAACAACAACAGUCGCACAAACACUGCUCUCAUGGAAGAGUUUGCCAAGCUGAUCCAAACAAUGUGGACUUCUUCAAGCAGUGAAGCCGUCAGCCCCUCUGAAUUCAAAACACAGAUUCAGAGAUUUGCCCCCAGAUUUGUAGGCUACAAUCAACAGGACGCUCAGGAGUUUCUACGUUUCCUGCUAGACGGCCUGCACAACGAAGUGAACAGAGUCACGGUCCGGCCGCGGGGAAACAUAGAAGACUUCGAUCACUUGUCUGAUGAGGAAAAAGGGAAAAAGAUGUGGGCUAAGUACUUAGAGAGAGAAGACAGCAAGAUUGUAGAUUUGUUCGUUGGCCAGCUGAAGAGCUCUUUGACCUGCAGUGAAUGUGGCUAUUGUUCCACUGUGUUCGAUCCCUUCUGGGAUCUUUCCUUGCCUAUCUCCAAGAAGGGCUAUGGAGAGGUGAGCCUAAUGGACUGCAUGAGGCUCUUUACUAAAGAAGAUGUGCUGGACGGGGACGAGAAGCCGACAUGUUACAGGUGCAAAGCCAGGAGACGAUGCACAAAGAAAUUUACAGUUCAGAAGUUUCCUAAAAUAUUAGUUCUUCAUCUGAAGCGCUUCUCAGAAGCCCGCAUCAGAACCAGCAAACUGUCUACUUUUGUCAACUUCCCCAUGAAAGACCUGGACCUCAGGGAGUUCGCCUCUGACAGAAGCAGUAGUGCAGUGUAUAACUUGUAUGCAGUGUCCAAUCACUCAGGCACGACUAUGGGAGGCCACUACACAGCGUACUGUUGCAAUCCUGAAAACGGGGAAUGGUACACGUAUAACGACUCCAGAGUCACGCCAAUGUCAACCAGCCAAGUUCGCAGUAGCGACGCCUAUGUGUUGUUUUACGAGCGAGCUGGACUCUGAGGACGGACUGUGGACAGAGAAGCCCCUUGGGCUGAAGACACUACACAUUUGCUGCUUCCUCUGGCCCAUAAUGCAGAAUGAACAUCGCUUUCUGCUGGCCAUCGGGAGAAGCACACACAAUGCCCUCUCACACUCCACCACUGUGUUAAAGAGGUCAUCACGCCUCUGUGUGUUUGUGUGCGAGUGUCCGGGCGGCUCGUCAUCAGGCAAUAACCCAAGUGGCUCCGACUCAGAUGUCUCUCUAUGCACUGCAACCAAACUCUCAUCCCGAUCGCCUUCCUCUUGAUUAAGAACGCCUCAAUACAAAAAACUUUGUUUCACUUGAUAUUUGUUUUGAAAUUUUCUUCAUGCUUUUUUAAGUAUUUGUCCACCCUGUCAACCUGGGAGAUAAACCGGAUUGAGGCGCCCUCUAGUGGGCUGCCGAGGAGUUACAGAAGUGCGCUGUCCAGGCCUGUUACAGUACGUAUUGUUCUUUCCAUCACCUCUUCCGUUCACCUCCGCCACCCAUCAUCUUUUCUGUGUAUGCUUUGUUCUCUCCUCCACUCUGUCUUUCUUCUCAACUUCCUGAAGGAGUCACGGGAGUUUGUUGUGAAAGUCUGUGGUGGUGAGAGAACGGCGUGUGCCGUGACUUUUAUUCAGUGUGGCUGCUACUGAAAUCUUUGAAAUGCUGUGAAUGGAAAUGAGGACGGGAGGAGAAAUGAUGCUGACAGUAUAUGGAUCCUUGAUCUCAUGCCAUUUGAACAACAUGGAAAGAAUGUUUUGCAAAAGAAAAUCUGUAUAUUUUUAUAAAUGAUGCAAAUAGAGAAUGUACUAUAAACAGUGGUGCUGAAAAUGACCCAUUACUGUUGUCAGUUAAUUUAACAGAGGUAAGAGAACAGCAUCUAUUUAUGCUUACAGGUCAGGAAAUAAUGUGAUGCGAGUCACACUGUGGCAGUCAAAGUAUAAAUAUACAUAUAUAUGUAUGAAUAAAUUUUAGAAGAAUGAACUGUUACAAUCCUCUCAUGAGUUUGUGUUUUGUCUUUGCCUUCCGGUUCUUAUGAAUGACAAGGGUUUAUUUAAUUCUAUUAAAUAUUAUUAUGUGAACUGUUUUAUUUGACAUUUUAUAACCCUGUUACUAAGAUUUGGGACAUACAUUUUAAAACCUUGGAUUAUAUAUGUACAUUUAUAUACACACACAGAAAAGAAAAAAGAAGAGACUGUCUGGACAAUUAGCAGUUUUUCUGGAUUUACAAUUUAUAUGUAGUAUGUGUUAAUUAACAUUUUUGUUUUAUUCUAUAAACUAGUGACAACAUUUCAUCCAAAUUUCAAGUAAAAAUGUUGCAAAUUUUGUCCUAAAUUAUGCUGUUUCUCAGUAAGAGUAAGCUAGUUUGAGAGCAAAUGUUGGUUUGUAUUUACUAUUAAACCUAAUUAUCAAUA